Molecule: messenger RNA, 1290 nt
Organism: Pararge aegeria (speckled wood butterfly)
Lineage: Eukaryota; Metazoa; Arthropoda; Insecta; Lepidoptera; Nymphalidae
Product: aldo-keto reductase AKR2E4-like
Exons: 9
Coding region: 1-1290 (429 amino acids)
Cellular component (GO): cytosol
Molecular function (GO): aldose reductase (NADPH) activity
Source: RefSeq, a predicted model, not a curated record
AUGUUACAGUACAAUGACAGAGUACCAAUACGCCAAGGAACCAUUGACGCUAUAGAAGCGGGCUGUAGACAUAUAGAUACUGCUUUCGCAUACCUCACCGAGGACAUGGUUGGCGAGGCGAUAGUUGACGUUAUCAAACGAGGCAUCGUGAAGAGAGAAGAUAUUUAUGUGACUACUAAGUUAUCAUUUGAAGUUUCGAAUCGGAAACUGGUCGUGCCAACUAUGAAAAAGGCUUUAAAGAGGCUUCAGUUAAAAUAUGUCGAUCUGGUGCUUAUCCAUACACCGGUUAAUGUGCUGGGACAAAAGAGUUACGAUUAUUUGGAAAUAUGGAAGGGUCUCGAAGAUGCUAAGCGCAUGGGUUUGACGAGAUCAAUCGGAGUCUCCAAUUUCAAUAGAACACAACUGGACGAGAUCUUAGCCAACUCAAAAACAAUGCCUGCUGUUCAUCAGAUUGAGGUGAACCCUACAUUCGUGAAUCAGGAGUUGGUAGCUUACUCCCAAAGCAAAAACAUCACUGUAGCAGGCUAUUCAUCUUUUGGUUUUCUCGUUAAAAGGGUUUUCAACGAUUUAUCAGUACCACCAACUUUCGAGGACCCCAAAUUGGUGAGAAUGGCCAAGAAGCAUGGCGUGACCGUCAGUCAGAUUGUGCAGCGGUACUUGGCAGGAUAUAGAUGUAUAGACACCGCAUUUGGCUACCUCACCGAAGACAUGGUCGGCGAGGCGAUGGCUGACGUCAUCAGACGAGGCAUCGUGAAGCGGACGGAUAUAUUUGUAAAUACUAAGCUAUCAUUCCAAUACGGUACUUGUAGUGAGGUAGUUCCAGCUGUUAAAAAAUCAUUAAAAAGGAUGAAGAUAGAUUACGUGGACCUAAUCCUUAUCCAUACACCGCGCAAUGUGAUGGGAGUGGAGAAUUACGACACCUUUGAAAUAUGGAAAGGCCUCGAGGAAGCCAAGCGGUUGGGACUGACGAGAUCAAUCGGUGUUUCAAAUUUCAACAGUACAGAUAUGGCCAGGAUCUUAGCUAACUCAAAAACCCUACCGGCCGUCAACCAGAUUGAGACAAACCCCACUUUCGCGAAUCAGGAGUUAGUGGCUUACUGCCAAAGCAAGAGCAUCGUUGUAAUGGGCUACUCGUCGUUCGGUUUCCUCGUGCCAAGACCGUUCAACGAUUUAUCAUUGCCACCAUCCUUUGAAGAUCCCACAUUAGUGGGAAUGGCUGAGAAGUACGGUGUUACCGUCAGUCAGGUUGUCCAGCGCUAUUUGUAUUCAAAGUCUGAAAUCCUUAGCUAA